Messenger RNA from Melanotaenia boesemani (Boeseman's rainbowfish), 4015 nucleotides. Its product is annotated as anoctamin-4-like. Gene Ontology annotation, molecular function: chloride channel activity; protein dimerization activity. Gene Ontology annotation, cellular component: plasma membrane. Lineage: Eukaryota; Metazoa; Chordata; Actinopteri; Atheriniformes; Melanotaeniidae. The coding region runs from base 37 to 3471 and encodes 1144 amino acids. The transcript has 29 exons. Gene Ontology annotation, biological process: chloride transmembrane transport. The record is from RefSeq and is a predicted model, not a curated record.
GCGUAAUAUCUGCGAGCCCCGCCGGUGAGGAGGAGGAUGCUGGAUCAUGAGGCAGGAGCCGACAGCCGAGUGGUCCAACAGAUCAACACUGGUAUGAAGAUCCAAGCCGGGAGCGAGCACGUGGGUUGCAGCAAGGUGGGAGAAACCAACGACAACCAGGUCAUCUGCUUGCAGUGUCAGGAUGAGGUGGUGCGGGUUUGUCCUGGAAGUCCGCGCAGUCCCCGCCGCGCCGUGGCGACGCGCCUAUCCUCCGGAUCCGCAGACCGUGAACCCAGCAGCAGCAGCUACAACGUCUCCUCAGGAACCUUUUACAGCUGCGUCAGUCAAAUCACCAUCGGGUUCGACCUUGGGGGUCAAGUGGCUAUCGAGUUCUCCCACUGGAAUAGUCCUUUCCCGUCAAGCAGCCAGAAUCUCCCCAGUCCGGACUGCAUUCAUUCUGAGGCUUCUGCCCUCCCUCCAGUUAGCGAGCAUCUGGAGCCAGUCUCCUGCCCAGCAUCACUGUCCAUCACCCCACUGCCCACCUUGAGUGCCAGUCAGGAGACGCUGUGUGACAGUAGCACAAAUGUGAGCUUAUCUCUACAUGGAUUUGAGCCCCAGCGGCAGAGCCCCCACCAUCCCAGAGUCCUGCUGCUGCACUCAGCCUCUGGCUACCAGGCAGCGGAUAGACCUCUUGCUUUCCCCUACUGUGGGAGGGACGAAAUCAUGGAGGAAUCUUUGGCCGAAACCCUGGACUCCAGCAAUCAAGAUAAUGUCCCUCCACUAGCUGUGAAGGAUGUCCAUGUGCUGCUGGAGAAGGAAAGGUCAGAGGGCAUCAGCAGCUCAUCGAAGGAUGAAUCCACCUUGCAGAACCCUGGAACCCACAGCAGCAUCCUCGAUGACAGCACAAAGUCCAAUUUAAGUAUCCCAGAGGGGAAGAGUAAGUCGAGUGCCCUUUGCUUCAGCGAUGGAAAGAGCCGAAUAGACUACAUCCUGGUUUACAGAAAGUCCUGUUCCCAGUCAGAGAAAAGGGAGGUAUUUGAGCGGAACAUCCGUGCAGAGGGAUUACACAUGGAAAAGGAGGCCUCUUUAACAAACAGUGAUGUGAUCUUCCUGAAGCUUCAUGCACCAUGGGAUGUUCUCUGUCGCUAUGCAGAGCUCAUGAACAUUCGCAUGCCUUUUAGAAGGAAGAUCUUUUACAUGCACAAACGACACAAAUUUUUGAGCAGGAUGGAGAAACGCAUCAACAAAUUUCGGGGGUGGCUUCCACGCAAACCCAUGAAAUUUGACAGUGAAACUCUACCUGACUUGGAGGAGAAUGAAAGCUUUACAGCCCCCUUCAGUCGAUCCAGGAUCCAUCAUUUCAUCAUCCACAACAAAGACACAUUUUUCAACAAUGCCACCAGAAGUCGCAUCGUGCACCACAUCCUUCAACGGGUCAAAUACGAGGAGGGAAAAAACAAGAUGGGGCUUAAUCGUCUUUUGAACAAUAAUUCGUACGAAGCAGCGUUCCCUCUUCAUGAGGGAAACUACCACAGCAAAAACCCCAUCAGAACUCAUGGAGCAGAAAACCAUCGACACCUGCUGUAUGAGUGCUGGGCCUGGUGGGGAGUUUGGUACAAGUACCAGCCGCUGGACCUCAUCAGGAGGUAUUUUGGGGAGAAGAUCGGAUUGUACUUCGCUUGGCUCGGCUGGUACACAGGGAUGUUGUUUCCUGCAGCUCUAGUUGGCCUGCUUGUAUUCCUGUACGGUGUUUUCACACUGGAGCACUGCCAGGUCAGCAAAGAAAUCUGCCAGGCUGCUGACAUCAUCAUGUGUCCCAUCUGUGACCAGUAUUGCCCCUACCUGAGGCUGUCAGACAGCUGCAUCUAUGCCAAGGUCACCCAUCUCUUUGACAAUGGGGCAACUGUGUUCUUUGCUGUAUUCAUGGCAGUUUGGGCAACAGUCUUCCUGGAGUUCUGGAAAAGACGCAGAGCUGUCCUUGCAUACGACUGGGAUCUCAUUGACUGGGAGGAAGAGGAGGAUGAAGUACGGCCACAGUUUGAGGCCAAAUACUCAAAAAAGGAGAGAAUGAACCCCAUAUCUGGAAAACCUGAGCCUUACCAGGCCUUCACUGACAAAUACAGUCGCCUCCUUGUCUCAGCAUCUGGAAUAUUCUUCAUGAUACUGGUGGUGAUUGCUGCCGUGUUUGGCAUCGUGAUUUAUCGCGUGAUCACCGUCAGCACCUUUGCCGCCUUUGGUUGGGCACUCAUCAGGAACAACUCUCAGGUGGCGACCACAGGCACAGCGGUCUGUAUCAACUUCUGCGUCAUCAUGCUGCUCAACGUGCUUUAUGAAAAAGUUGCUCUUCUACUCACAAAUUUAGAGCAGCCAAGGACUGAGUCGGAGUGGGAGAAUAGUUUUACCUUCAAGAUGUUCCUCUUUCAGUUUGUCAACCUCAACAGUUCGACUUUCUACAUCGCCUUCUUUUUGGGAAGAUUCACUGGCAGGCCAGGUGCAUAUCUACGCCUCAUCAAUCGCUGGAAACUGGAAGAAUGCCACCCCAGCGGCUGUCUCAUUGACCUCUGUAUGCAGAUGGGGAUCAUUAUGGUGCUAAAACAGACAUGGAACAAUUUAAUGGAGCUUGGCUACCCACUUAUCCAAAACUGGUGGACUCAGCGGAGGCUCAGGAGAGAGCACGGAAUUAAAACUAUUGCCAGCUUCCCGCAAUGGGAGAGGGACUAUAACCUGCAGCCAAUGAAUGCCAAUGGACUCUUCGAUGAAUACUUGGAGAUGAUUUUACAGUUCGGGUUCACCACCAUCUUCGUGGCAGCGUUCCCUCUGGCUCCUCUCUUGGCCCUGAUCAACAACGUAAUUGAGAUCCGUUUGGAUGCCUAUAAGUUUGUCACGCAGUGGCGACGACCUCUUCCAUCACAGGCCAAAGACAUAGGGAUCUGGUAUGGCAUUCUGGAGGGCAUUGGCAUCUUGUCUGUCAUCACCAACGCUUUUGUCAUCGCCGUUACUUCGGACUUUAUCCCUCGCCUUGUUUACGCCUACAAGUACGGGCCUUGUGCUGGUCAAGGCCAAGCAGGGGAGGGGUGUAUGAGGGGUUACGUGAACGCCAGCCUCUCAGUUUUCCGAGUGUCUGACUUUGAGAGGAAAUCACAGCCAAGAACAAAUGGCUCUGAACUGUUUGGAGAGGCUGUGAACUACUGCAGGUACCGUGAUUACAGGGAGCCUCCAGACUCUGUGGAGCCCUACUCAUACACUCUGCAGUUUUGGCACGUCCUGGCAGCGCGGCUGGCGUUCAUCAUCGUUUUCGAGCAUAUGGUCUUCGCCAUCAAGACCCUGAUUGCAUACUUAAUCCCUGACCUUCCCAAGGACCUCCGGGACAGAAUGCGCAGAGAAAAGUAUCUGAUCCAGGAGAUGAUGUAUGAGGCCGAGCUGGAGAGACUGCAGAAGGAGAAAAAUGAGAAGAAGAAGAAAGACAGGGUUCAUCAUAAGGAAUGGCCCUGAACACACCAACUGGUCAGCUGGUGUUUGGUUUUCAGUGUUCAGUGGAGGGAGAGCGCCGGUGUUCCUGCAUGUACUGGACUCUCAUACCCACCUCCUGCCAUGUCAGACCAGCUCCUCCUGUUGGACAGUAGCAGAACUGCAUCCAACGCUCAGUCACAGUGAGCGCUGAGCCUCUGUGUCUGCACACACAACAGAUGGGAUGUUUGGCAGGUUUUAGACCCCUUUUCUCCUGUUCAGACUUUCAGCAGCAUACAGCUUCAGCUCCUGAAUGUAGAUUUUAAGCAAGACAAAUUUUUUCCAGAUAUUUGUUUUAAGAACUGCUCUGUUGUUCUCCAGAGCUUACUGAAUGAUAAACCCUGUUUACAUUUCUCCUUGUUAAAGGAGUUCACAUUUUGCUUUAUUGUACAUCAAAAUGUAGAAAUGAAUGUCAGGCCAUCUGCUCAGCUGUAGUGUAGUGCAAUAUAAAUACUUAAAGAUCUAUUCUAUUCAGAUCUAUCUAUUAUUGCUCAUAAGAGAUGCUUUCUGUUUGAAUUUAGAUUGAUAU